UACUUGAUUGUAUUUAUAGGCACGGGCGGUUCUAUCACUCCCGAACUCCUCUUCCAAACAUGGCACCCUCAAUGACACACGUAAGAGGAACAUGUAGGAGGUUCAAGGCUCACAUACUCAUGAUGAUAGUUCAGAUAGGAUACACAAUUCUCUACUUCAUCACUGAGGCUUCCUUCAACCGGGGAUUGAAUCCCCACGUAUACACCACCUACAGACACUUGGUUUCAGCCUUGGUCAUGUGGCCUUUUGCUUAUUUCCUGGAAAGGAAAUUAAGACCCAAGCUUAUAUUAACAUUGUUCAUGGAGAUAUGUGUGCUUUCCCUUCUAGGGAGCUUAACCCUAAACAUGUACUUUGCGAGCUUAAAAUACACAUCUCCUACCUUUGUUACUUCCAUGGUCAACACCAUUGCUGCCAUGACCUUUAUCAUUGCUAUUCUACUCAGAUUCGAGCAUCUUGACAUUAAAAGCCCCAGAGGAGUGGCCAAGGCUGUUGGCACUCUAGUGUCGUUGGUAGGUGCUACGAUCAUGACGCUUUACAAAGGACCAGCAAUGAGGAAUUUUUGGGAAGCACUGAUCCACAUCCAUGGAAAUGCCAUCCAUGAGAGCUGGUUGAAGGGAUCCAUCCUUACCGUGGCAAGCUGCAUCACUUGGUCCAUGUGGUACAUAAUGCAGGCAGUGACAUUGAAGAGAUAUCCAGCACAGCUUUCACUGACUGCAUGGAUGAGCCUCAUUGGAGCUACACAAUCAGCCAGUUUCACAGCCUUAGUGCAGCACCAACCAGCUGCAUGGAAGAUUGGAUUCGACAUUAAACUCUGGUGCAUCUUGUAUUCUGGAGUUGUUUGCUCUGGUUUAUUCGUCUACAUACAGCUCUGGUGCACUGAGCAAAAGGGACCAGUCUUUGUGACCAUGUUCAAUCCCAUCUCCACAAUCAUGGUUGCACUUCUAGCUUACAUUGUCUUCGGCGAAAGACUAUUUCUCGGGAGCAUCAUUGGGGGGAUCAUUGUGAUUGUUGGACUAUACCUGGUGCUUUGGGGGAAAGACACAGUUCAAGAAAAAGAAAUGAGAGCUGAGGCUUCUUUUGAGGCUAAUGGAAGAGGAAAAGAACAGAGCAAUAAUUCUUCAGAUAGUCCUGCCACUGAUGGCAAAAGAGACAAUGUGAAGAGAUAUGAAGAGGUUUAAGAAUGCAUGGUGAAUUAUUCAGCUAUUCUUUGAGAUUGAUAUCUAAUAUAUGAGGUAAAACUUCACAAGGAAUUGUACUUUGUUUGUUUCAUGUUUUCCAGUUGAACUGCAAUUACAAUCUAAAA
This is a messenger RNA of Zingiber officinale, 1303 nucleotides long. Its product is annotated as WAT1-related protein At5g07050-like. Gene Ontology annotation, molecular function: transmembrane transporter activity. Lineage: Eukaryota; Viridiplantae; Streptophyta; Magnoliopsida; Zingiberales; Zingiberaceae. Bases 60 to 1178 code for a protein of 372 amino acids. The record is from RefSeq and is a predicted model, not a curated record. The transcript has 7 exons. Gene Ontology annotation, cellular component: plasma membrane.